This is a messenger RNA of Sclerotinia borealis F-4128, 966 nucleotides long. The record is from the annotation of a GenBank genome assembly. Lineage: Eukaryota; Fungi; Ascomycota; Leotiomycetes; Helotiales; Sclerotiniaceae.
AUGACUGUCUCACAAACUCAUGCGAAUGGCAAUGGUCAUGCAAGUGAACAUCGUCCAUUAGUACCAGGAGUCUACGUCCCAACAGUUGCAUUCUUCUCGACAGUGCAUGAAGAAGUCGACAUCUUCACAGUCGCCAAACAUGCUUCUAGGCUCGCCACUUCCGGAAUUGCAGGUCUCGUUACCCAUGGUUCAAACGGUGAAGCAGUCCACCUCACGCAUAUCGAACGCUCCGUCAUCACCUCCAGUACACGCAAAGCUCUCGAUAAAGCAGGAGCAUUAUCAAUGCCUAUCAUCGUAGGCUGCGGUACGCAAUCCGUCAAGGAAACCGUUGUACUCUGCACCGAAGCCAAAGAAUCAGGCGGAGACUAUGCAAUUGUUCUCCCACCAAGUUACUACGCAUCGCUCCUCAACCCUCAACUCAUAUUGGAUUUCUUCACGCAAGUUGCCGAUGCAAGUCCCAUACCCAUCAUCAUAUACAACUACCCCGCCGCACAAGGCGGAUUUGAUCUCAGUUCCGAUGACAUCCUCACACUUUCUGCUCAUCACAAUAUCGUGGGCGUCAAACUGACAUGUGGAAAUACGGGCAAAUUAGCACGUAUAGUCGCAUCUGUCAAGCCUUCGUUCCUCACUCUCGGUGGCUCCGCAGAUUUCACCCUACAGACAAUGGUCGUAGGGGGGCACGGAGUGAUAGCCGGAUUAGCCAACCUAGCACCCAAAGCAUGCGUAAAAAUCAUGAGACUUUUCGAAGAAGGAAAGCUCAAAGAGGCGAGAGAACUACAAGCCAUUGUUGCGAGAGGUGAUUGGGUGGCUAUCAAGGGUGGAUUCGUGAGUGUGAAGGUUGGGUUGGAGAAAUAUUAUGAAUAUGGUGGAUUGCCUAGGAAGCCGUGUGCAUUGCCUGAAAAGAAAGCAUUGGUGGCGAUGAAUGAGGAGUUUGCGGAGUUACUUGAGUUGGAGAGGACGCUUUAG